AUGAGCGCCUCCAAACAUGAGAAAUGGUGUUGCCUUGAAUGUCGGGGAGGACUCGCGAAGUCAAACUUAGACUCCAAUCCAACAACGUCAUCUCAAUCAGACCCCUGUUCGUUUUUGUCAGAGCUGGCUAAAGUAAACAAAAAGCUAGACCUCCUACUCUCCUGGAAAGACACCGUCGACACCCUUCAUGAUUUAAACCCAAAAGUCGACGCUCUGUUGUCAAUGAAACAGGUGGUCGACACUAUGCAAGACUCAUUGAAUGCGCUGCAGGAAUCCGUAAAUUUUGUCUCCGCUCAAUACGAUUCGCUCGUGACAACAGCGAAAUCCCAAGACCACACCAUCAAAGCCAUGCAACUAGAACUGAGCGCCCUGCGAUCUUCCACCGCGGAGCAGGCGCUCGAAAUACAUCGGCUGAAAUCAUACCAAAACGACAAGGAGCAAGUCGAUCGUCUUUCCAACAUGGAGAUACAUGGUAUUCCGUUGAAAACUCAGGAAAAUAUUCGCGAUAUCAUGUCAGACCUCGCGGAGAAAAUUGAAGUUGAGGAUUUUCAGGCUGGUCAUGUUAUGUCCGCCCAUCGCCUGCCUGCUAGGCCUGCUAGGCCGGCUGCUAUACCUCCUAUAAUGGAUGCGACCUGGCGUUGCGUUGCCGUCCACCGCGGAGCCCUGGCUCCCCGUCCCCAAGUCCCCGAGGACGGACGCGGCGCGUCGCCGCAAGACGUCAUCGGCACGGAAGACGCGGUCGCUGCCUCUGCCGGGACCACGGCAUCGUCCCCGAAUGCGACCACGCAGGAGCUGCUCCCGCUGUGCGACGUGCUCUUCAACAUCAUCUCCUUGGCGUCCUACUUCUGCGACGUCGUCUUCGACGUCAUGGUGGCCUACACCCUGCUGGCGGUGCGGCGGCAGCCCCUGUGGUUCGGGAUCUCACUCAGCUGCAUUCUGGGCUCCCUGGCCACCAGCCAAGUCCUCUCGCUGCGCUGGUACCUGGACGCGGUCAAGGCGGCGAGCUCGGGCCGCAGGCGUCGCUGGGGCGUGCUUGCGCUGCACGCGUUGCAAGCGGGCGUCUUGUGGCGGUACUUCAAGCUCUUGUUGCCCGUUCGGCUGAGCGCCGUGAAGAGAGAAGUGGCCGACCUGUGCCUCCUGCGACUCGUGCACGCCUUCGGCCAAGCCACGCCGAUGCUGCUCCUGCAACUCCACCUGGCCUGGGCGCAGCCGUCGGCGGAUCUCGUGGCGCCCCUGGACCGGGUGUCGCUGCUUCUGUCCCUCUUUAGCGUGUGCUGGGCGCUCGCUUCCUUCAGCAAGAACGUUCGGCGUCGCCAGCUCCACCGGCUCGUGCUCACCUGGCUCGGCGUCGUUUGUCAGCUCGCCUGGCGUCUGGGCACCGUGUCCGCGCGGGUGGUGGCGCUCACUUUGUACGCGGCGCUCUACGGACCCUGGGUCUUGGCCGUGCUGGUGCUGCACUGGCUAGCCAUGCUUGUAUGGCUGGCGUCGCCUCCCCGUCGGCUCUUCGGCGGGGAGGUCCUCUGGCGUCGGCUCGCCUACUGCGCCCUGCUCGCCUACUUGCACACCCUAUGCUACGUAAACCUACGACCGGAGCCGGGACGGGCCCGGCGCGCCGCCUUUUACGUGGCGAUGUUGCUGGAGAACAGCCUUCUAGCAGCGGUCUGGCUCGCGCUGCAUCCCGGACCUCACUGGGGUCAGAGUGCCGCUCUCCUGACCGUCUGGGGCGGCUUUUUCUUGGGACUGGGCUUCAUGUUGCUUUACUACCGCUGCUGCCACGUGCGCCGUCUGGCCCCCGUGCCCCGCGCGGCUCCACCGGUGUCUCCGGCGGGGGUCUUCAACUGCCGCCUGAACCCCGCUGCGCUCAAGCGCAAGCGCAAGAAGCCAUCGUCGUUCGUGCCUCCUGCCCAGCCCUUUUGGAAAAGAGGCCCCGGAGCACCGCCCGCUGUCGACAUCCAGCAGAAGCUCCAGGAAAAGCGACGCCAGCAGCUUCAAGACCUGCUCGCCAUCGAGGAGGAGAUGAAGCAGGGGAAGCUGGCUCCAAGGGGCCCUCCGCAGGGGCCGGCACCCCGGCAGCCCAUCCCGCGCUCCAAGAAGCAGCCCUGGCUGCGCAGUCCGCCCCAGUUCCGCUACCGGUCGCUCCUCGGCGGUUCACCAGAGGUCCUGCUGUGCCCUCACCGCCUGGACCAGGCCCGUGGAGGGGGACCCCUCAGGGCUGCGCCCCCCUUGGCAAGGACCCUCCCACGAGAGUUACGUUGGGCACAGAGGGCCCUUGCAUUCAGGGAGAGCAACUCGAGCGACGGGGACGUGGACUCUGCGGACGAGGAUGCUUCGGCAAGGCUGCGCAGCUGCCGCACCUUUUUGGGGAGACCGCACGGACCGGAGACCAGGCUUUGAUUCUUCACCAAGGCUUUGAAGACGAAGUUUCGACCAGCACCUAGAGGCCUUCCACGGUCCAGGUCAUAACCGGUACACUUGGCCAACUACGGUUCUUCAAAAUACUCAUUAUUAUUUAACUGGAUCGUCGACCUCUUUGCAAUUGGCUAAGUGGGACCCUGCUACUACCAGAUUUGCCGACCAGAGCCUCCUCUAUGUUACACCGUGUCCGUGAGCUUACAGUGGGAGAAACUGAUCAAAAUGGCUUCUGCGAGGCAACACUGGCCGAAAGAAAAACGCCGCUAUGUGGUGAAAGCAACCCUCCACCACGGUGCUGGAAACAUGUCUUCAGCCGGUGUGCUUACUGCACCCUCGUAUUUGGUCUCUCGAUUUCCCUCCGACGACGAGGUUCGUGUCAUGCUGUCAUUGGCUGCUGUCCAGCCAAUGUCGCACCAGCAGAGAUGGAUGUGGGAGACGGCUCUUCCGCUGCGAGUCACUGCAGCUGGCCAGCCAACGGGAACUAGAGUAGCCACGGUUCAGGAUGCCGCCGCAACAGUGACACUUGCAUCUUUGUCGGCACUUCCAACUGUGUGUCCGGGAAAAAAAGAUUUGCCAGUGGUUUUUUUCUCCACAAAUAUGAGCUGUGCGUCGCCAAACACCCAGUCUUGAGACCAGAUGCCAAAUUUUAGAGCUCUUCGUCGUAUUGUUUAUAGCAAAAGCUAUAAGACAUUUCGUGAAAUUUUCAAUGUAAAAACCCUGUAGCCGACACUAUUCAUCGCUUUGCAUUUGUCGGAAACUGUUCUUUCGUUUAAAAAUUUUCCAAAAUCGCCGAUAACUCCUGAAUUGGAUAGUGCGAGCUCUGAAACUUUGGCAUUGGUCUAGGUCACCAUACUGCGUCUCGCCCUAUGAGGUACUAGGGUCCGAAGGCUGGCGGCAUAGUACUACUUCAGAAAAGCUUUCAUCUGCAUUGCAAAGAGUGCGCGAGAAAAAUUCCCAAUACGCAGAGUACGAAGAGUACUAAUCUUAUGCAUAUGGUUCUCUGUUGUGAUAGCAUGCUAUUUUAUAUUGGUGAAGUAAAGCUACAUGGUAUUUAUUUUCAUUACCAUGCAUGGCCAUAUUUCGUAAACACAUCAACUGUUUGGAAAAGUUUGAGGGUACGCAGGCAACACGGACAUAAAGUCCUUUCACCUUAACCAUAACAAUCCAAUCCAUUCUUAAAUUCUCUAUCCAAAUUUGUUAAUGGCCAUUGGUUCCGAUAUCGGGUUCUCUUUGCCACAUCGCUUCCAGAUGGUAUUUAGUCCCAUCAGUAGUAGCAAGCAGACGAAGCCGACGCAAGGGUUCAAUAACCAGACGGAAAACUUGCAUCCGCAUGGCACAUCUUGGCGCACCAAUACGCAUGACGAAUCGAAUAUACCUUGUGGUUUCUGACAGGCUCGUGAUUGGACCCGGCAGCCUGUGGCAUUGGCUUUUAAUCUAUCGUAGAACGAGACGGAGUAUGGCGCCACAUUUGGACGGAGACUGCACUGCUUAGUUCAUUUGUGGUGGUGAAAAGACCACUUCCAAGUUGUUUUUUACGGACACCCUGUACAAUUAUUUGCCAGAAUUGCAACAAAAUGAGCUCCUGGCUCCCGUGGCAAAUUGUUCUUGCGAUCUUAGAUGCAUGGGCCUUAUAAGAUGCUAAGCACACCAGUUGGAGAUAUGUUUCGGGCACCGUACCAGUAUUUUGCCUCUGGAAACAGUGAUCCCCUUGGGACCCCUACAUGAGGCAUGGCCUCUUUAUGCAGAAUAUCAUUGUAGAGCAGGAACCAUAGACUGUGCAAGAAAAGCUGCCCUUUCAGACACAGUAAAUGUAACAAAAUCGAAGGACACAAAAGUGGCAUUUCACCUUUUUCAAAACUCCAUCGAGCAGCAUUGGCAAUCGCCAUAUUAUUUUAUGUGGCACUGCCAGCUCUUGGUGUGCGACGGCACCCAAGCACUGAAAGCAAGCCCAUGACUACAUUAUGGCAAACUUGGGGAAAUUUGAGAAGUGGCUCCACCUGUAAAGGGUUCAGAGUUCUUCCUGAUAUAUGACGUGCCUUACUACCGUACGAAAAUAUUACACUUUUUUCAGCUCCAACAUGCACCUGUACUGAAGGAUAUACACAGCAGCCCAAAGGGUAAGGACAAGUAAAAGACGUAGAAAGGACUUUAUGUGGCACUUGUCCUGUCUAUGUCUUUUACUUGUCCUUGUCCUUUGUGCUGCAGUGUGUAUUAUGUAUAACCAACUCGUACAUCAGAUCAAAUUAUACUGAAGUAAGCUGCCGAAAUACCAUUGAAGCUGGCGCUCUAUGUGCGUUGGCCCGUGUUUAGCGGCAGUUGGGUGGCACGUGCGAUAAAUGUUUUGAGAAUACAUUUCCAAGUGGAGGUGACUGGUGAACAUUCGAAGCAAGCUCUACCCCAAAAAAACCAAAACGUCAGUCAGCGCAGCCUCUACAGGGUUCAGAAUAAUUUGGCAGGAUGCACCGCAAACCAACAGAUUCACUGUUGAUUGAGGCCCACAACAUUAGCAAAGUCCAGGUUGCUACGUCAAGAUAUCUGUUGAGCUAUAGCUUGUUGGUUACAGUUUUAUAGUUAUUUAUACGACUCAAGUUAGCAACUAUUUUGUGGCUACUUCUGCAACUUGUGUGAUUGACUCGAGAGUCUUCGAGUGCCACCAUCGAGGAAUGCAUGCUCACAUGAUCUGAACAUGCUGGAACUAUUGAUUCGUUGUUCAGUGCCUGGAUGAGUGUCUUGGGACAAACAGAAUCGCAUCU
This is a messenger RNA of Ixodes scapularis (black-legged tick), 5165 nucleotides long. Its product is annotated as XK-related protein 6. The record is from RefSeq and is a predicted model, not a curated record. Gene Ontology annotation, cellular component: plasma membrane. Lineage: Eukaryota; Metazoa; Arthropoda; Arachnida; Ixodida; Ixodidae. The transcript has 2 exons. The coding region runs from base 1 to 2394 and encodes 797 amino acids. Gene Ontology annotation, biological process: phosphatidylserine exposure on apoptotic cell surface; apoptotic process involved in development; engulfment of apoptotic cell.